Messenger RNA from Chelonus insularis, 3458 nucleotides. RefSeq names its product GTP-binding protein 2. NCBI's taxonomy places the organism in Eukaryota, Metazoa, Arthropoda, Insecta, Hymenoptera, Braconidae. Bases 203 to 2008 code for a protein of 601 amino acids. The transcript is spliced from 3 exons. The record is from RefSeq and is a predicted model, not a curated record. Gene Ontology annotation, biological process: translational elongation. Gene Ontology annotation, molecular function: translation elongation factor activity; GTP binding; GTPase activity.
UUAAAGCAGACGAUAAAUAUAUUGAUAAAAAACAUAUAUUGACAAUACAUAUAAACAUAUUGUAUGUAUACAAUUGUCAAAAGUCACGUGACUCUCCCACUUCCGUGUUGAUGGAGUAUUUUACAAUUCAAAAACAUUGAGAGUAAUGGCAGCUGAUGUAACAAUAUCGCAACGAAUUGUUAAUUGUUGAAUAUUUACAGAAAUGGAAUCAUUUCUAGCAUUAUUUGAUGCUGAUGAGAGCACAAAUAAGAGAAAAAGUUCUUGUGAUAAGUUUCAUAACAAAGGAUCAUCAGAUUGUGACAAUUUUGUGAAAGAUGAUGAAAAUCUUGACUCUCUACCUCCAGAACCUGAACAUGGAAAUAUUGAGUAUAAAUUAAAACUUGUUAAUCCUUCAAAUCAAAGGUUUGAACAUUUAGUUACCCAAAUGAAGUGGCGGCUAAAAGAAGGCCAUGGAGAAGCAAUCUAUCAAAUAGGAGUUGAAGACAAUGGAAAAUUAACAGGAUUAUCAAGAGAUGAUAUGAAAGCAUCUCUAAAAACACUAAAAGAUAUGGCUUCACGUUUAGGAGCUACAACAAGAGUUUUAAGAGAACGAAUGGCUAAUACUAAGUCAAAAUCUAGCAAUAAUGAUUGUAAUAAUGUAGAAAUUAAGAAGAUAGCUGAAGUUAUUGUUAAAAAAUUACGAAAAAGUGAUAGAGAAGGUCAAGAUGUAAUUGAUUUACGUUUAGCAGUUGUUGGAUCUCAAGAUGCAGGAAAAUCUACACUUCUGGGAGUAUUGACACAAGGAGAAUUAGACAACGGAAGAGGGAGAGCACGACUUAAUAUGUUAAGACACUUACAUGAAAUAAGGACAGGCAGAACAUCAUCUAUUUCACACGAGAUUAUUGGAUUUGAUGAUGAUGGUCACCUGCUUAAUUACUCGGAAAUGACGACAGCUGAGGAAAUUUGCGAGCAUGCAUCCAAGGUUGUGACUUUCAUUGAUUUAGCAGGACACAGGAAAUAUUUAAGGACAACAUUAUUAGGAUUAAUGGGAUAUUCGCCUCAUCAUGUGAUGCUUGUUGUUGCGCCACCAUUAAAUGAAGCAGCUCAAGAACAUAUGGCUCUUUGUCUAGCACUUAGACUACCUUUUUUUAUUGUUGUGACGAAAAUUGACCUUGGAUUUAAUGAGAGGCAAAUGAUAAAUCAACUAGAGAAUGCCGUUAGAAGUCAAGGAUACAAUAAAGAAUUAGUUUUAUUUAAUAGUAUUUCAAAAAGCAAUGAAAAUAGUUACAAUAAUAAUACUAAAUUAUCACCAGGCUAUGAUAAUUGUAUUCCUGUCUUCACAGUAAGUUCAGUAACAGGAGCUGGAUUAGAUGAAUUAAUAAGAUUUAUUAAAGACUUAUCACCAGUUGAAUUAUCGGCUGAUGAAUCUAAUUCUGGAUCUUGUCUCUUUCAAAUUGAUGAAACUUUUAAAGUUGCUGGACUUGAUGAAACAGUUUUAGGUGGUCUCCUAGUAAAAGGAGCUAUUUCUCCUGGAUCUAGACUACUAGUUGGACCUCUUCCUGAUGGUGUAUUCAGUCCAGUCCAAGUCGUUAGUCUUCAUAGAAAUAAAACUCCUUGCUGUCUUGUAAGAGCAUCGCAAAGUGCGAGUCUUACUCUUGCUCCCUCAACUAAUCGUGAUACUCUACCUCAUCUAAGACCUGGAAUGGUUUUAGUAUCGAUAGGAGAUCAUCCUCGAGCAACAGUAUUUUUUCAAGCUACAGUACUGGUAGUUUAUCAUGCAACAGCGAUUUAUCCAGGAUUUCAAGCAACAGUUCACGUUGGGAAUGUUAGACAAACGUGUGUUAUAGAAGGAAUAAUGGAUAUGAAGGAAGAUGGACUACAAACGAAUGAUAAAGCAUCCGUUUUAUUUAGAUUUGUGAGUCAUCCGGAAUAUCUUCAUGUUGGAAUGCGACUAUUAUUCAGAGAAGGCAGAUCUAAAGGAAUUGGAAAGAUAACUCAAGUAUUUCCCUUAGAAUGGCUAUCCAAAUAAUUUGAUCAACACUAAUUGAAUACGUGUGGGAUUUCUCAAUAACUUAUAGUCUUAAAAUUUUUCGAGUUUUUAGUUAGACAUUUUUUUCGUUUCUCUGCUCAUAAAAAGGAAUGUAUAUAACAGAAAUUGAAGUAUUUAUAUAUGAUUGACGAUAAUAAUUUACAAUAUCCAGAAUAUUGUAAAUAUAUCCUUCAAAAAAUGUGUUAAAUUUAAUGUUGAUAUUUAAAUCAACGUAUUUUAAAAGAGUUAUGUGGUAGUAUAUAAUAUUUUUCUAACAUAGAAGUGUAAAUAUAUGCAUAUCCGAGAUGUUGAUAUGUAAGAAAAAAACAAAUAAAUAUCAAUAACUUUAUCAAAAUAUAUAUGAUUAUGUAUAUUGUCACUACAGACGAAAAGUAAUGAAAUGGAAUUGUUAUGAACACCGAAUAAAUGAAUAAAUCAAUUUAUUUUCGAAUGACCCGAUCCGGCCAAACGAUUGGUUCAAUCCAAUCAACAAAAGAAUACACGGAAGUAUAAAUUGCAGGAACUGGACUACCACAACUUUGUCCGAAAGAAAUAACUCCAAUAAUACUAUCUGCUAAACCAGCAAGCAUCAGAAGAGGACCUCCAGAAUCACCUUGACAUGCAUCUGCUCUUCUUGUCGUAUUUCCAUCAAUAGCACAUAUUACAUUGUCAGCUAAACCAUUGGGUAAUUGUCUAAACCCAGCAUAAGAUGUAGAACAUUUACUUCUGGGUACCAAUCUGUAAUUAAUUCAAACUUAUAAUAAUUUUCAUUUAAAUUUACAUGAUAUAACAAUUACAUUAAAUCUGGAGUUUUCAUCAAUUUAUUGGAAGAAUCUUCAUAAAUAUCAGUAGCACCCCAGCCAGCGACAAUAAAGUGUGCAUUUUUGGGUGGUUUUUCUUCAUUAAUGGAUUUUGUUUGAAGACAAAUCGGCUUUACAGUUUUUGUCCAUUUUACUGGUGAUGAUAAUUUCAAGAGUGCAAUGUCAUUAUAAUAUUCAUUUCGCCUAUAAUCUGGAUGUGGAAUUACUUUACUUAUUCGAACUAAUUGAACAGUAUCUGAUUCUGAAUCCAAUUCUAUAGAACCCAUUCUGGCCUAAAAAUAUUCAUUAAUAACUUUGGGAAAUUUAUUAUAAGAAGACGUCACAAAUUAAUGAUCAUACCACAACAGGAACAUCUUCAUUGAUAUUACUGACGCAAUGAGCAGCAGUUAAAACGAAUUUAGAAGAUAUUAAAGUUCCUCCACAAGAAUAUCUAUAUUGAUUUCCGCUUUCGUUGUUACUAUCGUUAUAUCCCAACGCUACCAUGUACGGGAAUUCUUCAGAUUCGGCUUCGAUUCCAGCUAAAACAUGAUAAUUUACGGUCUCUUUGUUUGGAUAGUAGACUUCAUUUUCAUAUUCUUGACAAACUGAAAAUUAAAAAUUACAUAAAAAUAUAUAAUUAAUUCAUUAAA